UCAGGAGAGCUGGGUUCUAGCUACAGCUUUUACCCUGAUUUGGACCGGUACUUUUGAGCGAAUCCCUUUCCCUACUCUGGGCCUUGGUUCCCCCAUUUGAAAAAAAUGAAGUGGUUGGACUAGGUCAUCUCUAGGGCCCCUUUCAGCUGUCAGCAUUCAGUAUUUUAAAGUCCCUUCCAGCUCCGACGUUCCAGUUAGGGGAUCUCUAAGCACUCUUCCAAGAUAGGACCUCCAUCAAUUCUACUAGGAAGCCUUUGAGCUCUCUGCUGGGCGGAAACAAAGGGUCUGGGGCUCAGGCCAAAGGUGUCCCCUCCGGGAGGGGCACCUGGGGAUCCACCUGGCCCGGAAUGGAAAUCUUGGGAGGAGGCCUGGUCUUGGGAGACGAGUGCGGUGCCGCAGUCUCAGAUUAACUCCUGUUAACAGGGCGCCCCCACCAAGCCCACCUCAGUUCAUCUCUCUGGCCCGCGGCCCCCACCGACUCUCAGUCCUCCCGAGGCACUUUCUGGGGGUCCUACCGUGAAUUCGGGGAGGGGGCGGAAGUCUAGAGCCGCCCCUCCAUUUCCGUCCCCACUUUCCAGCCGUGCGGGGUGGGGGACUGACUCCUAGGCUUGGGGUGGGGGUGGGGGCGCGGGGUAGGGGGAUCCUGUGGCGGCGCUACUCGGAGUAUUACGGCGGCGGCGGCCAGGCUGGGCGGCUUCCUGCGGCCGCGGUGAAUGAGUCGGACUGCGCUGCUGCCGCCGCCUCCCGUAUAUAAGCCACCGCGAGUCCGGUUGCCAGCCCAGUGCCAGCCAGCCCAGGAGCCGCUCUUUCUUUCCUUCGCUUUCUCCCUGCGUCUUUGGUCCCUGCUGGCUCGGGACAUCCCUCUCGCUCUGAGCAGCUAUUUCUGGUGCAGCCACCUGCCUCCAUCACCCCCAGUGCCUCCCUUCUUUCCACUCUGUUGUCCCCAUGAAGAAAACCAACAUGUGGCUGUUGGAUCGGCUGAGAGGGUCUGGGGAGAAUGGUGCCUCCCGGGGGGCAGAUGGGGACCGGUCCUCCAAGGGGCCCCUCUACAGCAAUGUGCUCACCCCAGAUAAGAUCCCCGACUUCUUCAUUCCUCCGAAGCUUACUACUGGGCCAGGUGAGGCAGAGGGGGCAGCUGCCGGCUCCGGCUCUGGCUCCGGCUCCGGCUCCGGCUCGGGCUCCCCACAUUUGGGAUCUUCAACUUCUGAACAAAACUUGGCCUCCGGUGGCAGCGGGCCCCGAAAAGCCCAACGGAGCCCCCGACUGACGGCCAAGCUGGCGGCGGAGAGCAAGAACCUGCUGAAGGCAGCCAGCCGACACGUAAUCCAAAUUGAGAGUGCUGAGGACUGGCACCCCGAGGAAGAGGAGGAGGCUGUGGCUACCAACGCCGAUCCCCAGGCGCAGACGGCAAUGUCUCUGCCCUACGUGCCCAAGGCCCAGACAUCCUAUGGGUUUGCCACUCUGAUGGAGAGCCCCCACACCCGACGCAAGGAAUCGCUCUUCCACAGCGAGCACACCGGCCUGGCCCAGGCCGGAUCACCUGGUGCCCUCCGAAGAGCCAAGGCCAACGGUGAGGGCACCUCCCGGGCUGAGGCCCUGAUGAGCCCCUACCGAUACUUCAGUGGCGGCGAGAGCGACACGGGCUCGUCAGCCGAGUCGUCCCCCUUCGGGUCGCCCCUGCUGUCCCGCUCUGUGUCCCUGCUCAAGGUUUUUGCCCAGGAUGGGCAGGCCAAGGUGAGCCAGCUGAGGCACUCUGUGGGCCGCCACAGCUCCUUGUCCACAGAUGACAGCUCUGCCGACGUCAGCCCCAGUGCCCGCCGCCGUGCCCGCCGUGCCACCCCGACAGGCCCCGAGGCCAGCGGCGAUCCCUCCUCAAGCCCUCGAGGUGAGCACACCGUGCGUCUGGGGAAACGCGGGAGCCUUCGUCUAGCAGCUGAGUAUGACCCGGCCAGGGCCCGCCUUCGGGUGAGGCUUCUGGCUGCUGAAGGCCUCUACGACCGCCUCUUUGACACUCGCAGCAUCAAUUGCUGUGUGGGCCUCUGUCUCACCCCAGGCAAGCUUCAGAAGCAGCGGAGUACCAUUAUCAAAAACACUUGGCACCCCAUCUUCAAUGAGGACUUCUUCUUCGAUGGCCUGUGCCCCUCUAGUGCCCGAAAGCUGGCUCUCAAGCUCAAAGUGGUGAACAAGGGUGGCAGCCUGAAGAGGGACACCCUGCUGGGGGAGAAGGAGGUGCCCCUCACGGUCCUGUUGCCUUUCUUGUGAAGGCCCUCCCCGACCCAGCCCCCCCAUCUCAGAGGGGGGUGUGGGGAGCCCCUCUCUGCCCUGCUCCUGCCCUUGGUGCUCCUCUCAAUUCCUCCCACAUUCCUGCCCCACCUGCCCCUGCCCGCCCAGGGAAUGUGGGGAGACCCAAAACCCACAGCCCGGAGAGCCAGCUUGUUCAGAAUGAGGGGCGCAGGGCCAGGGCCUUGGGGGUCCCAGGAGGGAUUGGGGGUGAGGGACGACAAGUAGGCCCCAGCUCAAACCCAGACACCUGGCUAUGCUUCAGGCCAGGUCGAUGUAAGAAACUAGAUUGUUUUUUAAACUAAUUAAUGUGGCACUGGGAGGGAGGCUGAUACAGCCACUCUGGGGAGGGUCAGAGCAUCGUAUUUGAAGGCAGGAUGAUCUGGCUUCAAAUCUCAGCUCUGCUGCCUGCUCGCUAGGAGACCCUGAGCAAGUCUCUUCUCUCUGGCUUUGGUUUUCUCAUUCGACAAAUGAAAGGGUCAGUCUAGAUCAUUUUCAAGAUCUGCUCCAGAUUUGAAUUCCUUGACCCAGAUCUGCUGGCCCAAGGGUUUCACCUCUCUCUAGCUGGGGAAGGAGACUUCUUGAUAGAUGAGGAGGAGGCAAGUAGGCAAGAAACCCAUUGGGCUGCUCCCAGUGGGGAGAAGUGGGGGAUAACCUCUCAUUUUUCUGCCCUCCUCUAUAAUCGUAAAACUAUACCUUCCUCCCACUUUCCCCCCAGGUUGCUAAAGGCUUGCCAGAAUCUGAGCAACCAAGCCAGAGAGGAAAGGUUCCAGGGAACUUCCAGGGGACCUGAGUUGGGGAUGAGCCUCACUGUGCAGGAAGAGUCAGCCCCAAAGGGAAGGGGAUGAGAUUCUUUCUAGGGCUCUCUAUUGCUUUCCACCCUGAUUGACACCAACUCUGCUUCCCCAGGGGCACCCAACUGACUACCCCAGCUCAGAGGUACAUAGGGAGGGAAGCUUCCCAUCCCCAGAAGCCCUUCCUGGCUCUGCUCCCAGCCCUAGGGGAUAACCAUUAAAGUGAUGGAUGGCCUCUGGGAAUGAUCAGAAGCAAAAGCCAGGUUCUAGAGCUAAGAGGAUUUUAGAGCUUAGUGGACCUGUCCAGCCCAACCCUCUUGGUUCUACAGGUGAAGAAGCUGCAGGGCAAAGAGAAUGAGUUCCCUGAGGUCACCCAGCAGGAGAGUGUCAGAAUCAGGGCUAGAACCCUGAUUUCUAGAGGAGAAUUACUCUCACUCCCAGGCAUUGUAGGGCUAAAAUCAGCCUGGAAAAAGCCCUGGGAAGAAAAGAUUGAAGGAUUGUUUCCACCUCCUCCCCCUGGGGAUGGAGACAACCAGCAUGUCUGCCUGUUCCCCCCUCUUUGGGCCAGGGGUGCCUUGUCAGUAUUUCUACCUUCUGCUCCCCAGCCAGGGAGCCAUUCAGUCCCAGGCACUUCUGGUUAGCCUCUUCCCCUCCUCUUCUUUCCUACUCCUUGGUAUCUGUGUCCUCUUCCUUGUCUCCCUGCAUGAUUCCUGGCUUCUGCCUGAGAGAGCGUCAUGGGGCCCCCACUGUGCCUGGCCUCCAGGGCCCAUGCUUGGCUCCCCAUAUUCUUGCACACAGCAGAUGGCAGCCGUAGGCCUUGCUGUGUAUAGCUAUUUAUACUUGGAGAGUGAUUGACAUCUACCCAUGUUUUAUUCUGCGUGUGUAAAUAUGUUUUGGAUACAGUCCGGGUGGGUACAGUGAUUUUUUAUGUUUUUUUUUGGUAGUUCUGUGGCCUUUAAGAAGCCUUGGCUGGUCCCCGUGGGGCAGACAGAGGGAAUUCCCAGCUCAGCCAAGGACUGGAGGCAGCUUGGGAUGGUUGCCAGGAUAAUUCAGGCCCCAUUCUGAGAUGGGGACCUAGCAUUCCUUCCCAGCUCCUCAUCUUGGCACCCCUUUGAAUGGCUAUCCAACAGACCCCAGUACUCUCCACUGGGUCUCGAGCACAAGGCAUCCCUUUCACUCAAACUCUACUGGCAUGGAAGUGGGGAUGAGCAAACAGUCAUCUCUUUGCUUGAUGGGCAAGACUGGCCAAUUCAUCUCUUCCAUAAUUGGCUUCUUCUUCCAUUUCCUGAUUGGGGAGCAGUUUAGAGCAGUCAGAAACCCCCAGUUUCUGGCUUCCAGAAUCUUAAAAUGUCAGAUCUAGAAAGGACCUGACCAUCAGCUCUAACCCUAUAAUUUCAGAGCUAGGGAAACUGAGGCCAAAAGGGCAAAGUGAUUCGCCCAAGACACUCAUUAUGAUUCUGGCAGCAGAGGACUGAAGCCCAGGCCUCCCUUAGCUCUUGGUCCAGGCUCAUUAUUUCUGCCACCUGUUGGGUGGCUGGGAUUAGUAAUUGAUGCUAAUCCUUUUAGGAUCUGGAAGAAGCCAACAUGGGAAAUGGGGAGAGGGGGCUAAAAGCUGAAAGCUGCUCAAAAGAACUGAAUUUAGGGUCUCUAGACUAUAUAUUCCUGAACCCCUCUCCCCAAACUGAGAAGUCGGUGUAUACGGGGCACUCAAAGGAUGCCCUGCCUAAUCCCCUCGGUGCUUGGAAGUCAACACCUCAUCCCAGCAGGGACCCUGGGUCUCUAGGUACUUCCCACCCCCUGUAGUCCCUAAGGAACCUACCUGCCAAGUGGGCAAAACCAUCUAGGCCCUCUUUCUCUCUUGAAGUUCUGUUUUGAUGUUUCAACUUUCCUGAUAACGUUUAAAGUGAACUCCAGUUAUCCACCCGAGUGUGUGUGUGUGUUUAUAAAUGCGUUUUUAGUGCAAUAAAGGCAUUUCCAAAA
Molecule: messenger RNA, 5054 nt
Organism: Monodelphis domestica (gray short-tailed opossum)
Lineage: Eukaryota; Metazoa; Chordata; Mammalia; Didelphimorphia; Didelphidae
Gene: C2CD4C
Product: C2 calcium dependent domain containing 4C
Source: RefSeq, a predicted model, not a curated record